Molecule: messenger RNA, 1056 nt
Organism: Strongyloides ratti
Lineage: Eukaryota; Metazoa; Nematoda; Chromadorea; Rhabditida; Strongyloididae
Product: Spermidine synthase
Exons: 4
Coding region: 1-1056 (351 amino acids)
Biological process (GO): spermidine biosynthetic process
Cellular component (GO): cytosol
Molecular function (GO): spermidine synthase activity
Source: RefSeq, a predicted model, not a curated record
AUGGAUUUUCUUCAUAAAGGGUGGUUUUCUGAAUUUUCACCUGAUGAUUUAGAAAAAAUGAAAAAUGGAAUUUGUGAUGACUCAAAAUUAAUUACAUCUGAUGGCCAAAAAAUGGGUGGUGCAUGGCCAGGACAAUGUUUUUCACUAAAAGUGGAUACAGUUUUAUUUCAUGAAAAAUCAUUAUAUCAAGAUGUUUUGGUUUUUAAAAGUGAAACAUAUGGAAAUGUUCUUGUUUUAGAUGGAAUAAUUCAAUGUACUGAAAGAGAUGAAUUUUCAUAUCAAGAAAUGUUAUGUCAUCUUCCAAUGUUUGCUCAUCCAAAUCCUGAAAAGGUACUUAUAAUAGGUGGAGGAGAUGGUGGAAUUCUUAGAGAAGUUUUAAAACAUGAUUGUGUUAAAGAAGUAACAAUGUGUGAAAUUGACCAAAUGGUUAUUGAUGUUUCAAAAAAAUAUCUUCCUCAUAUGAGUUGUCAAUUUGAUAAUCCAAAAUUAAAAUUAUUUGUUGGUGAUGGAUUUGAAUUUUUAGCUGGUCACAAAAAUGAAUUUGAUGUUAUUAUAACUGAUUCUUCUGAUCCAAUUGGACCUGCAGAAUCACUUUUUGGACAAGGAUAUUAUUCACUUCUUAAUGAUGCACUUAGAGAUGGUGGUGUAUUAAGUUCACAAGGUGAGUGUCCAUGGUUAGAUUUGAUAUUGGUUACUGAUCUAACCGUCAUUUGCAAAAGACUUUUUAAUCAGGUACGAUACGCAAUUGGCUCUGUCCCAACAUACACCUCAGGUGAAUGUUUUUGGUUGCACUUGGAUCUUAUAAAACACUUGUUGAAAUUUAAUAAAACUAUUUACCCAUCCGUAGCUUAUGCUUCACAUUCUGUAAGCACAUAUCCAUCGGGAAAUAUGGGGUAUUUGCUUUGUUGUAAAUCUGAUCGUGAUUUGUCAAUACCAGCACGUAUAAUUACAGAUGAAGAAUGUGAUAAAAUGGGACUUAAGUUUUACAACUCGGAGAUACACAAAGCCUCAUUUGUUCUACCACAAUUUGUUAAAAAGGCUUUGAAAGGAAUUUAA